Messenger RNA from Neoarthrinium moseri, 1668 nucleotides. RefSeq lists its product as uncharacterized. NCBI's taxonomy places the organism in Eukaryota, Fungi, Ascomycota, Sordariomycetes, Amphisphaeriales, Apiosporaceae. The transcript has 4 exons. Gene Ontology annotation, molecular function: pyridoxal phosphate binding; glutamate decarboxylase activity. Gene Ontology annotation, cellular component: cytosol. The coding region runs from base 1 to 1668 and encodes 555 amino acids. Gene Ontology annotation, biological process: L-glutamate catabolic process. The record is from RefSeq and is a predicted model, not a curated record.
AUGUCUUUGGCACAGCAUAUCGAUCCGGAGGAGCUUGUUGGGCAGCUUCACGAUGCCCACAUCACUGAAGGCGGCCACCAUCACCUCCGCAAGAAGAUGGCAACGUCUCACCUCACCCCUUACGGCACACAGUAUGCAAGUCAGGUAGACGUGCCGAAGUAUCGGCUUCCACCGAAUGGUGCGCCCUCUGAUACCGUCUACCAGAUGCUCAGAGAUGAGCUUGACCUCGAUGGCAAGCCAAACCUAAAUCUUGCCAGCUUUGUUGGAACCUAUAUGGAACCGAAUGCCACCCAGCUGAUGACAGAGAACCUUGCAAAGAACUUGGCGGAUAAUGACGAAUACCCUGCGAUGAUGGCUAUUCACGAACGUUGCAUCAGCAUCCUCGCCCACCUCUGGGGAGCACAGAAGGGAGAGAAGGCUGUCGGUUCUGCCACCACCGGAUCCUCUGAAGCCAUCCACCUUGGGGGACUCGCCAUGAAGCGCCGCUGGCAGGAAAAACGCCAAGCUCAAGGCAAAGAUGCUUACAAGCCGAACAUCAUCAUGGGCGCCAACGCACAGGUUGCUCUCGAAAAGUUCGCGCGCUACUUCGACGUGGAGGCUCGAAUCUUGCCGGUGUCGGAAAAGUCGCAUUUCCGACUGGACCCAGAGCUGGUAAAAGAGAAUCUAGACGAGAACACCAUUGGUGUCUUCAUAAUCCUCGGCAGCACCUACACGGGUCAUUAUGAGCCAGUCGAGGAGAUAUCCAAGAUUCUGGACAGUUUCCAGGAGGAGACGGGUAUUGAUAUUCCGAUCCAUGUGGAUGCUGCAUCAGGUGGCUUCGUCGCCCCUUUCACUCACGCCGGGGUUGGUGGCCCGAAGUGGAAUUUCGAACUUCCUCGCGUCAAAUCGAUCAAUGUAUCCGGGCACAAGUAUGGUCUCGUCUACGCUGGCGUAGGGUGGAUUGUCUGGAGAGACCAAUCUUACCUCCCAGAACACCUCGUUUUCGAGUUGCAUUAUCUUGGAGGCACUGAGAAAAGUUUCACUUUGAACUUCUCGCGCCCUGGAGCCCAAAUUAUCGUGCAGUACUAUAACUUGAUCCAUCUUGGAUUCAAGGGCUACCAAGAGAUUAUGGAGAAUUGCCUCGCAAACGCCCGGCUGCUAUCUAAAAGUCUAGAAGCCACGAAGUGGUACACCUGUGUCUCGGACAUCCACCGCAGAAGCCAGAGGCGGGGUGUUGUUGAGGGUGCAAAGCUGGCAGUUACUGGCGAGCAGAACGAGACGUCUGCGGAUUACGUCGCCGGGCUGCCUGUGGUGUCUUUCCGCUUCAGUGAUGAGUUCAAGAAAGACUUUCCACACAUCAAGCAGGAAUCGGUGUCGCUCCUCAUGCGAGCUCGCCAGUGGAUCAUUCCGAACUACGCACUUCCCCCGAAAGAAGACAAGACCGAGAUCCUACGGGUUGUCGUUCGUGAGAGCAUGAGCUUUGAUAUCUUGGACAAGUUAAUCUCGGAUCUGGUCUCUGUGACUGAAACUCUCAUCGACAACGAUGAGAUCGACCUGUCCAUCCUGAAGAAGCAAAAGCCCGCCGGUUCAUCCACAGCGAAGGCGUCUAGUGCGAAAGAUCAAGUAACGAACGCCUUGAAGCAAAAGGAGAAGAGAAUGGAAGAUGGAAUUCACCGCACUGUAUGCUAG